Cadophora gregata is the source of this 171-nucleotide messenger RNA. RefSeq lists its product as uncharacterized. Bases 1 to 171 code for a protein of 56 amino acids. Gene Ontology annotation, cellular component: mitochondrion. Lineage: Eukaryota; Fungi; Ascomycota; Leotiomycetes; Helotiales; Ploettnerulaceae. The record is from RefSeq and is a predicted model, not a curated record. Gene Ontology annotation, biological process: translation. The transcript is spliced from 2 exons.
AUGGCAAAGAAAGCCAAGUCCCGCACAAUUGCCGUGAGGCUGGUGUCCAUGGCCCUUACCGGAUACUACAAAACCCUCGUUCGACCGCGGACGCAUCGACCUCUGAGUAUGCUGAAAUACGAUCCUGUUGGUACGUUCUAUACAGACAUUUGUAUAUCUGGUGCUUGGUAA